AUGAGCGCCUCCUGGGACCUUGCAGCGGUCAAAUGCUGGCUUCAACAAGCUGGGCAUGACGAUCUUGUCAAAGUCGUUGACCAAGAGCAAAUUGAUGGCCAAGCACUGCAGUCUCUGAACAUCGAGAUUCUGACAAAGCUUGAGGUGCCGCUGGAUCGGGCCAAAGCGCUGCUUGAAUCCAUAGCAGAGCCUGGACAGCACUACGCAAGUUUCUGCCGCAGCUUCUACCGUGGCCCGAGAAAUUUGUUUGGAACAGACAAAACAAAUCAGGUGGUGUUGCUCAUGGGGCCCCCUGCUAGUGGGAAGUCGACCUUGGGCGAGAACUUGGCCAGCCGCUUCAAAGGUAAGCACCUCGACCUUGGUGUGUGCCUUCGUGACAACUCAGCCCGACCACCUGCAGACCUGCUGGUGGAUUCUAUCCACCAGGAGAUGGAAGAGGCGCGCCGCAAGGCUUCCUCGGACCGCAAGCCUGAUUUGGUGUUUGUGAAUGGCUUCCCUCGAAUGAUGGACGGCCUCGAGCUACUCAGAGACCUGGUCCAUCCUUCUAUGGUUCUGGUUCUGGAUGCACCCGAUGAUGUGCUGAAGGCUCGAGCAGAGAAGAGGGGGCGUGAAGGAGACCACAACUUCGGGGAAAGGCUUGCAUUUUACAGGACCGCAACAGAGCCGGUGGUCUCCGCAUAUCGUAAUGCCGGGAUCACUCGGCACGUCGACGCCACUUCCAGUCAGUCGCUUGUGCUUGCAUCCGCGCUCUACCACUUUGAACCAACACUGGUGUUCGCCCCAGGGAAGGCAGCUUUGUAUGUUCCAGUUUUAGACAAGGUCGAGCAAAGGCUGGGCGAGAAGAUGAAGCGGAUCAGCGUGGACCAGAUCCGGAAGGAGGUGGACAGCAAAGCCUUGGUCCCUCGAAUACUGCAGGAGCUUGCACUGAAGGGCUGCUGGGGAAAGCUUGUUGUUGUGGAAGGUUUUCCAGAAGAUGUGGCAGAGCACAAGGCCUUUCCUCAAGAAGCCCUUCUGAUUCUGGAUUUCCAGUCGAGAAUGGGUUUCCUAAAGGAGUUCCCUUCUUCGUUCGUAAUACCUUAUUGCAACACGAAGAAUUCCGUGGAUACGGUGACCAAGCUACUGCAAAACUGCCUGCCUUUGCAGCUCGCACCUCCCCUCAUGGCAAUUAACUUAUUGAAGCGCUGGAUGGACUGUGCCCGUAGCAUGCCAUGGUGGGAUAUUGAUUUCUUCCGCUUUCAGGCAAAGCCCAGUUACUUCAACUACAUGAGGCAGCAGGCAGCCGCGGCUCGCGCCCAGGCAGAAGAAGCCAAGUUCACAAGGCCUUUCCAAAGUCCCCCAAGUGAAGCGUGGCUUUGCUGGCUCACCCACCAGCUGCACACGGAAAGCUACACGCACUUCUGUAAGCAACUUGCAGGCGUCCCUCUGACAUUGGGGCCUAUGCCACCGGCUCUUGUGAAUACACUCUCGGAAAGCAUGGCUCGGACUGCGAGGAAGCCUACAGUAGCGACAGCAAAUGAAGGUUUGCAGGAGAUUUUGUUGGAGCGCGAUGCGCUGGUCAAUAUCCCUGUGGCCUUUGUUCUGGCUUUUGCUGCAUUCGAAGAGGCUGGGCUCUCACCUUUGAGUGAUCCCCGCACAGUGGUUUUCAGAGCUGAGCACCCUGGAUCGCGGCAGCCAGACUUGAUGUCAUGCUUCUUGAACAUCAUGAACUUGUUCUACAGGCGGUUUUUCCUUGUUAUGGGACAGGCCAGCCCUGAGAGUCUUGCGGGUCCAGCUGUAGAGCUUGACUGGGUGUGGCAUGCCCACAUGAUGCACCCAUUGUACUCAGAGGAUUGCUUACAACUUUUUGGCCACGUGGUGCCCCAUAUUCCCUGCAAGCCUGGCGAUGCUGAGCGCGUGAGAAAAUCUCCACCAGAUGACAGCCGCCUCAUGAUGGCGAAGUUGGAUGAGCUGCUUCGUUCUCAACUUCGUGCCCUUGCAGCCUCAAGGCAUCUCACUGAAGCUUUGGAGUGGGAGUUCCCCAAGGAUUGGGCGCAGGAUGCUUCGGCUGCGCUGGGUUGCUUCAUUCCAGGCGGCAACAACUCCUGGCUAUCAGAGCGAUUGGAGUCGAGUGGCGGCAGGCUUGGGCAAGCCUUUGUCCGGUCCCUCAAGAACCCCGCAGGCUGGAUCUGCCCCGUGCGGACGGAAGUGACGGAACAAAAGACUUCGGAGAGAGAUCCCGCCCUCCUGGAAGUCAGCGUGCGUCUCAUGUCGGGCGAGAAGCUUCUGGACUGUGUCAUGCACAAGGACUGCACGAUAAAGGAUCUCAUGAAGGUCUGCGAGGAGGCUGGAGAAGCGGAUUUCAAGUUGCUUAUGGAAGGAGUGCAGGCUUCUGCAGAAUGGCUGCUGGGUGCGACUGCAAUAGCGCGGGGCGAAGUAGUUCACCUUGUGCGCGUACCGCGUCCGCCUCCAGUAAUCACGAGACGGACAAGCAGCCCCGAUUGGAACAGAAUCCCGUGCACAUGCUUUACUGACUUCUGCCAAUUCCAAGUUCUUGUUUCUGGCAGAGAGGUAUCCAGGUUCAUGCGAGAUAUACGCGAAGGUGACAUAGUGCGGACGGGAUCUGAUGUUGAGCAGGACAGAUACCGACAAGUCGUUCGCGUUUGGAAGUGCAAGACUGUCAGUUUGUCUGAGACUGUGGAGCUGGCUCCCGGGUGCAGACUCACAGUCCCUCGUCCCCACUUGGACAUUCUGUCCCUUUGUAGACUCAGUGCCCCUUGA
Molecule: messenger RNA, 2757 nt
Organism: Symbiodinium pilosum
Lineage: Eukaryota; Dinophyceae; Suessiales; Symbiodiniaceae
Source: the annotation of a GenBank genome assembly